CGCUCAGCAGUCCGCGGCUCCGGCGUCGCCGCCGCCGCCUCAGCGGGGCCUGCGCCGGCCGGCCGGCCACCCGCCGGGAGGGAGGCUCGGAGCGCAGGGAGAGCGGCCCAGCUACGGGGGCCGCCGCCGCCGCAGCUGCCAGGACUGAAUUGCAACUGCUGAAGCAACAAGUGAACCUUUAAAGAUGCAUACAGGGCUGCAUAAAGUGAAGAGAGAAACUGGAGAAACCAAUGAAGUAAAGAAAAAGUAUGUUUCCCAGGUUUAAUAGGGAAAACUUGCUUUCUGCAAACAACUGAAAAAGCUGCCCUUGGAAACUUUCUUUGGCCCUCAUGGCGCAGCUGGAACUUGUACAGUGAGGCCCUUGAUGGGACAAGCUCUCAGUCACUGAGCCCUCAGAGUGGCUGUCGCCAUGGCCAGCAAGAGGAAGUCCACCACCCCGUGCAUGAUCCCCGUGAAGACGGUGGUGCUGCAGGAUCCCGGGGGUGCGGAGGCCCCGGCCGCCGAGCCUUCGCCUGAAGGACCCCAGCAGGAUCUGCCCGCAGACGCACCUGCCCCGAGCGGCGAGGCCGCCCAGAACCCCGGCAGCACCGACGGCGCCGCGCUGGCCAACGGGCACCGGGCCACUCUGGAUGGCUAUUCGUAUUCCUGUAAAUACUGCGAUUUCAGGUCCCAGGACAUGACCCGGUUUGUGGGACACAUGAACUCCGAGCACACAGACUUUAAUAAAGACCCGUCUUUUGUCUGCACUGAGUGCAGUUUUCCGGCAAAAACUCCUGAGGGGCUUUCUCUGCACAAUGCCAAGUGUCACUCGGGGGAAGCCAGCUUUGUGUGGAAUGUGGCCAAGCCAGACAAUCAUGUCGUCGUGGAGCAGAACGUCCCCGAGAGCACCGGCGCUCCUGAUCUACUGUGCGAGCCCAGCGCCGAAGGGACCGACGGGCAGGCCGAAAUCAUCAUCACCAAAACUCCAAUCAUGAAGAUAAUGAAAGGCAAAGCUGAAGCCAAAAAAAUUCAUAUGCUCAAGGAAAACGUCCCCAGUCAGCCCGUCGGUGAGGCCGUACCAACCCCCUCGGCUGGCGAGACGGAGGUGAAAGAGGGCGGCCACCCUUUUGUCAACGGGGCGGUCCCGCUCAGCCAGGCAUCAGCCACCUCCGCCAAGGCCCCGCAGGCGGCCAACGGGCCUCUGAUCGGGACGGUGCCGGUGCUGCCGGCCGGGAUCGCGCAGUUCCUGCCGCUGCAGCCGCCGCCGCACGUGCGCGCCCAGCACCACGCCCACCCGCCGCCGCCCAGCUCCAAGUCCCUCCCCAAAGUGAUGAUCCCGCUGAGCAGCAUUCCCACCUACAACGCGGCCAUGGACUCCAACAGCUUCCUGAAGAACUCUUUCCACAAGUUCCCCUACCCAACCAAAGCCGAGCUCUGCUAUUUGACGGUGGUCACCAAGUAUCCGGAGGAACAGCUCAAGAUCUGGUUCACAGCCCAAAGGCUCAAACAGGGGAUCAGCUGGUCCCCGGAGGAGAUCGAGGACGCCCGGAAGAAGAUGUUCAAUACAGUCAUUCAGUCUGUACCUCAGCCCACAAUCACCGUGCUGAAUACUCCGCUGGUUGCCAACGCGGGCAAUGUCCAGCAUCUCAUCCAGGCCGCCCUCCCGGGUCAUGUUGUGGGGCAGCCAGAGGGCACGGCGGGGGGCCUGCUGGUCACUCAGCCACUGAUGGCCAACGGGCUGCAGGCGCCAAGCUCAUCCCUCCCCCUAGCGGUGACGUCGGUCCCCAAGCAGCCGGCCGUGGCGCCCAUCAACACCGUGUGUUCCAACACGACGUCCGCGGUGAAGGUGGUGAACGCGGCGCAGUCGCUGCUCACGGCCUGCCCCAGCAUCACCUCGCAAGCCUUCCUGGACGCCAGCAUCUACAAAAAUAAGAAGUCUCACGAGCAGCUGUCAGCUCUGAAAGGAAGCUUCUGUCGGAACCAGUUCCCGGGACAGAGCGAAGUGGAGCAUCUGACCAAAGUGACGGGCCUCAGCACCAGGGAGGUGCGGAAGUGGUUCAGUGACCGCAGGUACCACUGCCGGAACCUGAAGGGCUCCCGCGCCAUGAUGCCCGGAGACCCCGGCUCCAUCCUCAUCGACUCCGGGCCGGACGCGCCCUUCUCCCCAGCACCCAAGGCCCCUGAGGUGACCUGCGUCCCGCCGGCAGCCACUCUGGCCGCCCACCCUUCUGCCAAACGACAGUCCUGGCACCAGAUCCCUGACUUCACACCAACCAAAUACAGGGAGCGGGCCCCCGAGCAGCUCCGAGCCCUGGAGAGCAGUUUUGCACAAAACCCCCUUCCCCUUGACGAGGAACUGGACCGCCUGAGGACUGAAACCAAAAUGACCCGAAGAGAGAUUGACAGCUGGUUUUCUGAGAGAAGGAAAAAAGUGAAUGCAGAAGAGACCACGAAGGCUGAUGGGAUGAGCUCUCUGGAGGAAGGGGAGGCUGUGGAGGACGAGGGUGGGGCAGACGAUUCGUUGGGUGACCUGAGGGUCCCUGGGGAGAAUGGCUCCCCGGAAGUGCCCAGCAGCUACACGUUAGCCGAGCGCAAAGUCAGCCCCAUCAAAAUCAACCUCAAGAACCUGCGGGUCACUGAAGCCAACGGCAAAAGUGAGCUGCCAGGGCUGGGCCCCUGUGAGCCUGAAGACGAUGGGCCAAGCAAGCUGGCCGAGCAGCCCCCUGGCAAGGUGAGCUGCAAGAAGACAGCACAGCAGCGGCACCUACUUCGCCAGCUCUUUGUGCAGACGCAGUGGCCCAGCGCCCAGGACUACGACUCCAUCGUGGCCCAGACGGGUCUGCCGCGACCGGAGGUGGUGCGCUGGUUCGGAGACAGCAGGUACGCCCUGAAGAACGGCCAGCUCAGGUGGUACGAAGACUACAAGCGGGGCAACUUCCCACCAGGGCUGCUGGUUGUCGCCCCUGGCAGCCGGGAGCUGCUGCAGGACUAUUGCGUGACACACAAGACGCUGUGCGAGGAGGACCUGCAGAGCCUCUGCGACAAGACCCAGAUGAGCUCCCAGCAGGUCAAGCAGUGGUUUGCGGAGAAAGUGGGCGAGGAGACCCGGGCUGUGGCAGACACAGGCGGCGAGGACCAGGGCCCUGGAGACCCUGCAGCAGUUCACAGAGGGCUGGGUGACACCUAUUCGGAGGUGUCGGAAAACAGUGAGUCCUGGGAGCCCAGUGCCCCUGAGGCCAGCUCAGAGCCCUGUGACACACCGAGUCCCCAAGCUGGACGUCAGCUAGAAACAGACUGAAUUUGAACCAAUGACUGUGAAGGAGUGGCCAGUCUGGGAUGCCGUCUGCCACGUGGAAGGGUCCCACCUACUCUCUGCUGCCACAUGCCGUUCCCAGCCUGGCCGCUGGGAGCGCACAAGAGCUUCUGGAAGCCUCACAGAUACCCCAGAGCCCUCCAUCACCUUCGGCCUGCCACCACCGAGCAAGCAGGGAGAGCGAGUUCUCGUCAGUUCUUCCUCCCACAAUGUAGGACCUUUCCUUUGCCUUCCAGUGGAUAAAGUAGUUCAGAUUUCAUAUUCAUAGACACGGAAUCAAAGUUUUAACAUAUAAAUCCGCCUAUACACAUUUAAUAAAGCAUCGUAUUAUAAACACUUUUAUUACAUAGAAGCUUUGGUUAGCAAAGCAGUACAUUGUCUUUUACAUCAUCUCUGAAAAUGCCCUGUGUCUGUUCUCUGGAGAUCGCUGGGGCCUCAUGUCCCCUCACCGUCCAGGGUCAGGCAGGGGUUAUGGGCAGACUCAGACUCCAUCUGGAGCCCCUGUGCCCGCUUGGUUCCUCAAGGAAGGCUGUACCUUUGAAGAGAUUCCCGCUACGCUCACUAAGCGGUGACCAGCAGUUUCCUGCCGGGCUUGCCUCGCCUGUUGGGAUGAUGGAUGCAGAGCCCACUGUUACCCGCAUUUAAAAUUCGGGCUGGUUCAGUGAUUAGCAUGUGAUGCUCACCGCUCCCUGAAGUGGUUGCAGGAAUUCUGCUUUUUCACGGAAGUUUGAAUCAUGGACCAUAACUUUUCAGUUAUCAGAUCAACUGAAGAAACAUUUGUUGUCAAGCCUAAUGUACUGACCUAGGUGCCCGCAUUUUUAAAAAACCUAGGCGUGUUUAGAGCGAGAGGAAAAUUGAAAACAGAAACGGGUGGGGCUGAAAGAAUGCACAGCCACAGCGUGGGGGUGUUCUGAGCCCUUCACCCUGUCUCCAGAGCCGCCUGUGUUUUAGGAAGGAAGACCCACACUUGUUUGGAAGUGCGAGUGACCACUGAUGGGAUUCAGGACUUCUUAGAAUGAGCUGAGCUGGGUGAUCUUCGGCACAAAGACCUGCGUGUAGGGCUUCCUGGCAGAACACCCAGAGGGCUCCUGGCACCCUCGCCAAGGGCCCGGCUGGCAUGCUGGGCACUCGCCCCAGGGCUGCUGGCCACUACUGGACAGGUCCUUGUGAGGAUUUAUAUUUUGACGGUUCAGUAUUUAUAUCCACAAACUUGGAAACAAGUUCUCUGUCUCCUUUAGCCUAACCCUCAUAUCCAUUUUUUUCAAUUGAGAAAGAUCACAGGAAAAGGUGCCUUUGCAACAUUGGGAAACUUGCUUCCAAAGCUGUACUAAAUGGUAAAUCCCUACUUCCCCUAGACUGGCUGCUCUGAGAGUGGCAGGGGGAUGGUAGGGUGGGCAAAAGCAGCAUCACAUGCAGCUCUGCUCCGCUCCAGGAAACCGCCUGCUUCCCAAAGCAUCAAGGCCUUGGGGACUUGGCCCUCCUGGGCCCAGGCUGGGUGGGCAGCACUAGGAAACUCCAGAGGGAGGGCAGGGGCUUUGGGCAAGAAAACUAGCGGUGGGUCAGCCGCAGUCCUUCUCCCCGCCCCACCAGGGAACUGGACUGGGUGGGCCCCUCUUGGGCUUGCCUGUGAGGACGAAGACGCUGGUAGCACCUUCUGCUGCCAGGAGAGCGUUCACCUGGAAACCAGAAGCCCUCGAACCAUCGUCGUCUUCAGAAGUGUCUUCUCCGGCCCUCUCUGUCUUAAUAGGGACCACCUCUUAUGUGUUUCAAACAGGUGACUUGUGAGUACUUGGCAAGUUUUGCAGCCUGUUUUUGUAUCCUUUCCAUUUUGGGUGUAAAGCCCAAAGGCCUCUCUGCGGAAUCGCCAAAAAUGGCGAGUUACUGUCUUCCUUCAGAGAACAGACACCUGGAAUUUUCCCUGUAGUGUUUAUGUACAUGCAGAUUAAUUUAUAUGUACACAUAUACAGUACAGAUAUCCAUUUGAUACUUUGCUCAUGAAAUGGACAUCUGACAUGUACUCUUGAGGACAUCAGUGGCUGGCACGUGGGUUUUGGGGAAAGUAGCCUGUGUUGGAGGGAAUGCUGGUAUGUGGGGUGCACUGGGCGGCCCAACACGAAGCCACCUCCAAGUAUUGGGGAGACACCCUCCCGGCAUCACCCCCAGGGCACUGCACGCACUGGCCGAAGGGGUGUGUCUUCAGAGAGGGUUUUCUUGGUUAUUUGUAUUCACAUUUCAUUUACAACCCAAACAGCAAGACAGAAAAAUCACAUGGUGGACAAGUUCAUGUAGGACAUAGACAGCGAUCCACCCUCGGCACCAGCUCGUCGUUAAAAGCUGGAAAAGUUGGCCGGUUUUCCUCACAGAUGUUGUCCUCCCCACCAGCCAGGGCCAUGCAAACAAAUGGUGAGACUGCCCAGGUAAGGAGGCCAGCAAGUAGCCAGACCCUUCCCUUGCCUGUGCUCUGGGACAGGAGUGAAUAAGUGGGUGUGGGCCUCAUGCUUGGAAAGAAUAAGAUGAUCAAAGGCGACGGUGGGAGAGAUGGUGGGGUCAUCGAGCAGGUGCCUAACUGGGCGUUGCAGCAGGUACCCAGGGCUUUGAUGUGGGUGCGAAACCGUGAACACAGCGAACCGGGCACAGAGGGAAAACCCACACAGGCCCGGAAAUCGGGACUGCACCAGCCGUGCCGUGGGCCUGUGGGACAGCAGCCGCCAGCCCCGUGGCCCUGUCACAAGGCGGCUCCUGGCCAGGCUGGAUUCUGUGAUGUCUGUGAUGUCGCCUACAGUGGAAGGCAGUGUGGGCUGCCGAGUAGAGGGGUGGGGCGGGGCUGCUCUGUCCCGCAGAAAAAGCCUAUUUUGUAAGGUGACUGAUCGUUCCCCGCUCCCGGCAUGCUCCUGGACUCAUCAGAGACAGUACCGUAUUUCGGUGUUUCUCAUUGCUUAGGGCUUAUCCAUGUUGGGUUUAUUGUUUUUUUACAUGGGAUUGUAGAUCCAGUUUUAGUAGGUGAAACCAGAUCACCAUUCUAAUACAGGAAUUCUGGAUUUAUGAUACAUAUACUUCGCAUAUUUUGAUUACUUGUUUUAUUUCUUGAUUCUUGAGGAGCUUUUUGAUUUGGGAGGAGGUCCUCAUUUCUGGGAGUUGCAGGUUCCUGAAAUAGAAUGCCCGAGUGGGAUGACUGCCGGCGCUUUGGGCUUUGGCAGAUCCUGGGGGUUCGGGCUCCUUGCUUGGCCGAGUGACUGGCAGCUGUUCAGGUGGACCAAAGCGCUUCGACUCGAGGCCCCCACACCCCACUCUCCAGAAGCAAAAGGUGGGAGCUGGGCAGAGUGUCGGGUGGUACCUUGUAGGCUCCCAGGUGUAGGGAUGGCUUUGUCCCAGCUGGCCGUGGGGGCUGUCCCUCCAGGAAGUUUCAUUGUGUUCUCCAGGCUGAGAUGUGGCUCUUGUGGGUUUUAUCCCGCUCAGUCAGUGGUCCAGUGACAGAUCCUGUGUCACCUCCUUCUGGCCUCUGACUUGGGGACACCUGGCAGGCUGCUUGUCAUGCAGGGCGCUCACGUUUCUAUGCACACUGUCUCCCAUGGCAUCCUGCUUGUGCUGCCCUGUGUGGGACCCUGUUGCCUCGUACCUCCCUGUUCUCUUCUCGGACCAAAAUGUUGGGAUUAGAGCAGCUUUGUCAGUUCAGACAUCACAGCCCAAGUGGAUAAAGAACUUUGCAGAAGAGAACCAGCCAAGAAGAAAAUCUUAAAACCAAUCCUGUAGUUUGGGCUUUUCCUUAUGUUUUUCCUCCCCUUUUUCCUUGCUCCAAGUUUACCUGAGGCAGGUUAUCUGUUUGACUCACCUUUUCUAUGAAGUUUAAAUUUUCACGAAUCCCAUUGAUUUGCAAGGCUCAGUUGUAUGCUCGCUCGAGAAGAAAAAGCAUCAAGACAUGUAAAGGUCCACACAGCCAGCUCUUCCGGGCCACAGCCAAGCGGCCUGCCUGGGUCAGGACAGUAAUGGGGCUCAGUUCUCCUCACUCCAGACGGGAGCCCCUCCCUCUGCAGAGUCUCCUGAAUCAGCUUCCUUCGCCGUCUUUCCCUAGGAGCACAGGCCCUCCCAGCCUUCCUGCCCAGAACUAGGCAGCAUCUCCAUGUGGCUUGGGGAGCACCUGCCCUCAGAAAAGCUCCAGUACCUGAGAAAGGAGGGUAUGGAGCCCAAGCCUCUCCUGCAUAAUCCCCUCCCCGAGCGAGGCUUCCAUCUGGGUACCCACCAUGCUGUUUUCUCUGGCCUGUUUAUAGCUGAGGAGGCCAUGAAGUGGUGGGGUUUGCUUUGGGCUCAGGAGGUGGAAGCGGCUCUCACAGGCGCUGCGUGGCUCACUGUCCAGCCCAAUGCUAAGCCCAAUGGAACUGACAGGUCUCGGUUCGAAUUCAUUUCUGCUGGAAUCUGACUGUGCUCCCAGGGUCGGGUCGCAGUGGGAAGAGGGUAGGGGGACGAGCCCCGUUUUCCUGUAGGUGACCCGGUGUCCGUAAGUAGCUGUGAGGACCACAGAGGGUCUGCUUGUUGGUUCUUCAGUUCUGAGCUCAUUGUCAAGACUGGCCGUUCUGUGACCUGCCUGCAAAGCUGGCCUCUCCUUUGAAUGGGGCUAGUCCUUCACCAGACUGGGGACAUGACAGCCUGGACCCAACAGGAACCAGGCGUUCUACUUGCUCCAAAACCUGGACCAGGGGCGUAGACCCCAAGUCUGGGACGGACUAGGCAGGCCCUGGUUACCAUACAGACGAGGACGGGCUGCCUUGAUUUUGAAAAAUUCAGGUCAUUUGGUUUUCAGGACUGCAAGGAUUCAUGAACAUAUAGUUACUGCUUUGCUGUCACCAGCCCUCAGGCAUUGUCACCAGCCCCCAGGCUUUCGCAGGCCACAGGACCUGGCCCUUCCUGCUGAUCAGGCCUGAGCCGUCGUCGCCCAGCGGAGCGAGGGGCUAGCAGUGAGCAGGGCUGUCGGGGUGGGGGCAGGCUGUCUUCUCUUCUGGCUGUGUAGUGUCUUGCUGGCCCCUCGGGGCAGGUGGCAAGCCAGGGUUCCUGAGAGGAGUCCGAGUGUUUACCUGAAACAUGCCGUUAGUGCCUCUUCCUUCCGGAGAAGGGCUCUGUGGUGAGCAUGUGUGCACACAGGAGCACUGGAGUGUGUUAAUGAAUAGCUCUUCUUGGCUAAUGCUUUAUAACUUCUGUUCCCUUCCAUGAUAAAUGGAGCGUUUAAAAGUACUCAGUGUGACUGGAGCUGAAGGUGAAAUGUCUAGGAUGAGAAAGGCUGUUCAGAGUCACUGAAUAUAAAAAGGUACAAGUGCUUGGUCUUUCCCCAAGAGUCAAACCUCAGCGUAGACACACUGUUAGGGGCCGAAUCUACCCAUGUGGUGCCUGUUAGUCCUGUAAUUUGUGUUUAAAGAGAUUGUCACUCAUGCUUGGCUCCUGCCCAUACAGCUGUCUUAUUCGUGCAGUUUGCUGGAAAUGUGGGCGGGGCCCCAGGUUGAGCGACCGGAGAGGGGACAGCCAGCACCGCCCCCGCAGCCCAGCAGGGAUCCAGCAUGGUAAUGGGCCUCAGUGAAACUGGGCCAGUGCCAGGGCAGGGAGAAGUGGGCACUCCUGUGCGGAGGAGUUCCCACCAGGCUUCUGUGGAGCCGCUUUGUUCAGCUGUGUCAGGAGGGCCAGACUGUGCCAUAAUUGUUAUCAAAAGGGAAAACAUGCCAAGCUCCCCUCUGCCCUGCCGGCCAUUGUCCAUUGACAGUUUACUGAGCAGUCUUUGUGGGAGUUGCCAGAAGCUGCAGAUUCCUUCCUGCCGGUCCUGAUUCCUGGUUUUCUACCACCCGACCCACCGUGUCUGUUCUGGUCUCCAUGCAAACCUUUGUUCCCGAGGGCCACACUGCUGCGAAGUGACACAGGAAUGACUGCUGAGCAGUUUGCUUUGGGUGUGCUUCCUGUCUUCCAGAGACGGCUGAAGAAAUGAUCGUCUUGGUGCUAAGAGGUGACUGCCCUGUUUUUGUCCAGAGGCAAAUCGGAACUUUACCAAACUGUGUAAGAGGGGCCCACCGCCCGCGGUGGCCAAGUGAGAGACACCACACACAGGCAUGCUCGGACUGUCACGUAGGCCUGGGUGGAAGGGGUUCUUUACCUGGGUAAAUGUUUCUAACAGAGAUGGAACUUGCCUCUGGACAGCGGCUGUGCCGAGGCAGGAGGAGGGGACGGCCCUCUCGGCUGUCUCCAGGCAUCACAAGGUCCCCUGUGGGGAUGCUGCUAUUUCUAAGAUGCAAAUUGCACAUUUCCUAGAUUUUGUAUCUGUGGAUUUGGAUAAGGGAGGGGAACAGGGACAAACUGCUUGUACAAUUUGAAUUGGGCCGAAAUGGUACUUCAGAUCUUUUUGAUUGUUCCUAAAUAAAAACGUAAAUACA
Rhinolophus ferrumequinum (greater horseshoe bat) is the source of this 9696-nucleotide messenger RNA. It is a transcript of the gene ZHX3, whose product is annotated as zinc fingers and homeoboxes 3. Gene Ontology annotation, biological process: regulation of transcription by RNA polymerase II. Gene Ontology annotation, molecular function: DNA binding; DNA-binding transcription factor activity, RNA polymerase II-specific. NCBI's taxonomy places the organism in Eukaryota, Metazoa, Chordata, Mammalia, Chiroptera, Rhinolophidae. Bases 410 to 3277 code for a protein of 955 amino acids. Gene Ontology annotation, cellular component: nucleus. The record is from RefSeq and is a predicted model, not a curated record. The transcript has 4 exons.